UGGUAACGGAUGCACGUGCUGACCCAAAACGUUCGCUUGUAGAUGCCUCCUGAGCGCAAACUCAGGUCUGGUCUGGGACAGCACGGCAAUGCAAUCCACAAUUAUUAUCACGUAAAUGUAUGCGCCAACACGUUCUUCCUCGGAUGUACUAUUGAAGCAGUCUCACUCAAAUCUACUAUCCAUCAGCGCGAGUCAGCGCAUCCUUUUCGAUUCAAUACUGCUCGUACCUGGAAACAUGUUCAGAUAAAUAUUUCCCAACAGAACCUCUCUCGGCCGAACCAGCCUGUUUUGCGGUCUUGGUGGGACCCUUCCAAGCCCUUGUCGCCGCGCCUGGUAAUGCAGUUACGGUUUCCAAACGUGCAAGCCACCCGCUUGGCCCCCACUUAUCCUCAAACGGGCCAACAUAUGCCGUGAGGGCAUUCCGAUAUACCCUACGAGGCAAACGAAAGAAAGGCCAAAAAAACAAUUAAUAAUUCCUGUCCUUGAACUUGGCGAACUUCGUUUAGGAGUAGGUGCAACAAUUGCGGCGGCUUGGGUACCCACACUAGUGAGUCUCAUUGGGUGGUUAGGCUCAACUUGGAGGGAUACCCUCAGGCCACUUUUUUUCUUUGCGUGUUUGAGAUGCGGGUUUGGCAGGAGGUGAGGAUGGAGAUUCGUGUGUGGGAACGAGAGGUUGCGCGGUUGAUUCAGGCGGAUGUGGACGAAAAGAAACGGGUGAAGAGGGGGAAGGAAAGUGGAGGUUGGUGUAUGUACAUAUAUCAGGCAGAUAUUCUUGUGAGCCUCGUUUUUGUUGUCUCUUUGUUGCCAGUCUUCUUCACAUAUUUUUCUCUUCACAUCACUCUUUUCUUUCUUUUUUGACCUGCGCUAGUCGUAGAAACGGUCGUUAUAUAAUACCUUACUUUUUUAC
Bipolaris sorokiniana ND90Pr is the source of this 907-nucleotide messenger RNA. RefSeq lists its product as uncharacterized. Lineage: Eukaryota; Fungi; Ascomycota; Dothideomycetes; Pleosporales; Pleosporaceae. The record is from RefSeq and is a predicted model, not a curated record. The coding region runs from base 43 to 414 and encodes 123 amino acids. The transcript is spliced from 2 exons.